AUGGUUGGUCUUAUUGCAUUUCUCCUUGUUGCUACAUGUCGUGCCAGUAAUGCCAAUAUCGUUAGCUUUGAUCAAAAUUAUGAAAUCAUAUAUGGGAAUGAUCAUAUCGCAUUCCUUAACAAUCAAAGAACAGAAAUUCAACUCUCAUUUGAUCAAUCUUCAGGUUCGGGAUUUGGGUCUAAGGAGAGUUAUGGCUCUGGAUUCUUUCGCAUGAGGAUGCAGAUUCCUGAUAAAGAUAGUUCUGCAAUUGUUACAACUUUCUAUGUGACUUCCCACACAAGCAACCACGACGAGCUUGACUUUGAGUUUUUGGGUAACUCGACAAGACCUUAUACUCUACAAACCAAUAUAUAUUCCAACGGUAUAGGAGAAAAAGAGCAAAGAGUUUUACUUUGGUUCGAUCCUACAACGGAUUUUCAUACUUAUGAAAUUCUUUGGAACGAAAAACAAGUAGUAUUUUUUGUGGACGGUAUUCCAAUUAGAGUGUUUAAGAACAACGCUGAGAUUGGAGUGAGUUAUCCAUCACAGCCAAUGCAGACAGUGGGAACUAUAUGGAUGGCAGAAUGGGCUUCUAAUGGGAAGCCACCAAAUUGGGCCGAUGCACCUUUCAAGGCCCAAUAUCAAGGAUUCAACAUUGACGGUUGUCAGGCCCCAGGCCCAACUGUCCAGCCUUGUUCUUCUUCCAACUAUUGGUGGAAUGGGGAGAAGUAUUGGAAACUAGACUCCAAUCAGCAAACAGCAUAUGAAGCUGUGAGAAGGAACAAUUUGAUCUAUGACUAUUGCUCUGAUCACAAACGAUACCCUCAAAGCCCUGCAGAGUGCCAAAGCAACCAAUAA
This is a messenger RNA of Malania oleifera, 837 nucleotides long. RefSeq names its product xyloglucan endotransglucosylase/hydrolase protein 2-like. Bases 1 to 837 code for a protein of 278 amino acids. Gene Ontology annotation, cellular component: apoplast; cell wall. The record is from RefSeq and is a predicted model, not a curated record. The transcript is spliced from 4 exons. Gene Ontology annotation, biological process: xyloglucan metabolic process; cell wall biogenesis. Gene Ontology annotation, molecular function: hydrolase activity, hydrolyzing O-glycosyl compounds; xyloglucan:xyloglucosyl transferase activity. NCBI's taxonomy places the organism in Eukaryota, Viridiplantae, Streptophyta, Magnoliopsida, Santalales, Ximeniaceae.